Molecule: messenger RNA, 2961 nt
Organism: Etheostoma spectabile (orangethroat darter)
Lineage: Eukaryota; Metazoa; Chordata; Actinopteri; Perciformes; Percidae
Product: calcium/calmodulin-dependent protein kinase type II subunit delta
Biological process (GO): protein phosphorylation
Molecular function (GO): ATP binding; calmodulin binding; calcium/calmodulin-dependent protein kinase activity
Source: RefSeq, a predicted model, not a curated record
UAAUCCAGUGUCAGGCAAACCCAGCAGCAGGUCGCGACUUCCCUGUCAGCUCCAGAAGGAACCGGGGUCUGCGAGCACGAGCCGGGAGGAGCGACACCUUUUAACGUUACACACCUUUCCGGAGUCGUUAAGGCUACAAAGUAAAUUCCUACCUUUUGCUUUUAUCUUCUCCGCCGCCGGCACGCGACAAGUGGCUCGUCGGGACCCGCGGGAGGAAAGGAGGAUUCGCGGUGUGUUUUUUUUUUUGUAGCGACUCAGGCUACAAAGUUGCUCUCUGCUCACCUUAACAUGGCUGCGACGACGUGCACCAGGUUCACCGACGAGUACCAGCUGUACGAGGAGCUGGGGAAGGGGGCCUUCUCCGUGGUGAGACGGUGCAUGAAGAUCUCCAUAGGACAGGAGUACGCCGCCAAGAUCAUCAACACCAAGAAGCUGUCUGCCCGGGAUCACCAGAAGCUGGAGAGAGAGGCCAGGAUCUGCCGCCUGCUCAAGCAUCCCAACAUCGUGCGGCUCCAUGACAGCAUAUCUGAGGAAGGAUUCCACUAUCUGGUCUUUGACUUAGUUACCGGGGGAGAGUUGUUUGAGGACAUUGUUGCCAGGGAGUACUACAGCGAGGCCGACGCCAGUCACUGCAUACAGCAGAUUCUAGAAAGUGUAAAUCAGUGCCAUGUUAAUGGCAUAGUGCACAGGGACCUUAAGCCUGAGAAUUUACUCCUAGCCAGCAAGCUGAAGGGGGCGGCGGUUAAACUGGCAGAUUUUGGCCUGGCUAUUGAAGUGCAGGGAGAGCAACAGGCAUGGUUCGUUCCCUUCUCCUGAGUGGGACACAGUGACCCCAGAGGCCAAAGACCUGAUCAACAAGAUGCUGACCAUCAAUCCAGCCAAGAGAGUGACCGCCACAGAUGCACUCAAACACCCCUGGAUCUGUCAACGCUCCACCGUGGCGUCCAUGAUGCACAGACAGGAGACGGUGGAGUGUCUGAAGAAAUUCAACGCUAGAAGGAAACUCAAGGGUGCUAUCCUGACUACGAUGCUGGCCACUCGCAACUUCUCAGCUAAAGACCUGCUGAACAAAAAAGCCGAUGGUGUCAAAAUCAACAACAAGGCCAAUGUGGUCCCCGGCCCCAAAGAGCCCGCCCCCACUCCUUCUCUGGAGCCUCAAACCACCGUAAUCCACAACCCAGCUGACGGAAACAAGGAGUCCAGCGAGAGCGCCAACACCACCAUCGAGGACGAAGACGUGAGAGCUCGGAAGCAGGAGGUCAUCAAGGUCACGGAGCAGCUGAUCGAGGCCAUCAACAACGGCGACUUCGAAGCCUACACGAAGAUCUGCGAUCCCGGCCUCACGUCCUUCGAGCCGGAGGCCCUGGGCAACUUGGUGGAGGGCACCGACUUCCACCGCUUCUACUUUGAGAACGCUCUGUCCAAGGGGAAGCAGCCCAUCCACACCAUCCUGCUCAACCCCCACGUCCACCUGAUCGGGGACGAGGCCGCCUGCAUCGCCUACAUCCGCCUCACGCAGUACAUCGACGGCAACGGCAUGCCUCGCACCAUGCAGUCGGAGGAGACCCGCAUCUGGCACCGCCGCGACGGCAAGUGGCAGAACAUCCACUUCCACCGCUCCGGCUCGCCCACCGUGCCCACCAACUGAGAGGACCCGCCUACAGCAGACCCCGCCUACCAAGUGUCCAUCAGAUCCCCCCUCAGCCAAUCCUAGCCCCCCCAGUGUGUUGUUUACAUAUUGUCCCUGCUGGACGGAACAUCAUUGUACAUAAUGAGAAAAAACAAAAGAUUCCAGAGUGGGGGGGGGGAACCGUCAUUUUGUAGUGCGCGUUUGGUGUUGGUUCCAGGAGGUUUUUAAGAGUCCUACGUUUUAAAUAGACCUGGUUUCAGAGGAGCCCGUGGCGGAUUCGUUUUUAACGGGCUGGUGAAAUCUGGGAAACUUCCCGUUUUUUUUUUUUUUGAGGACUCACGAGCUCUUGUGAUGUGUUUUUUUUUGUUGCCUUUUGGCACGACGACCGAUAUAUAUCCCAUAUCUGCUUUCUACUCACGUAUCCUUCUCUUAAAGGAACAGGCGCGCACUCGCUCUUGUUUUGGUGAUGUACACGUUUUGGUAAUUGAUGUAAAUCGCUCUCGCUCGUUGCUUAGCAGCAGCCACAUGAACCGGGUCGGCUCCUUUUUUAAAUAACCUGUUUUCCGGUUUGCCACUGGCACCAAGUAUGUUUACUCUGAUUUUUAACUACGUGUCUAAAAGGGAAAACGAAUCCUGUGUUUUACCAUGUCUGUUUGGAGAAUGUAUAGACUAGAGACGUGCAUAUGAUUAUUAAGGGGUGUUCUGUGACUUUUCAGUCACGUAUUUUCAUACAAUAAGGAGCUCAUGGGUAUUUUAUCAGCCGUUUUGUUGUUCACUUUUGGAAAAUUGUGUGACGUUGACGCCCGUCCCCCCGCUUCUCACGACUUAGCGCUUUCCUUUGACCAUUUCAACUUCGACCGAGUCCCAUCUUGAUUCUGUUAGACCGGCGUACGACACUAAAGCCAGAAUGACGCCCAAUCACGUCUGGGAACAAGUUAGCCGUUCAGAAGAACAUCACCGUUUUAGCUUUAUUACUCUAUUGUGUUUUUUUUUUUGAGUGUCACGGUUCAAAGAAAAGGGCUUGUCGGCAUCACUUAUCCGGAAAAACCCUUAAGGGGGUUAAGGGGGUUGUGAGAUCCCUAAUGAACCUAAAAGGGAAAAGUUGAGUGACAUAUCACAGGGUGGCCACUGAUCUGUUCUUAUACACACAUAUUGAGAUUUUUUUUUUUGUUGCUUUAAUCACAUGUCACACACCACACUUAGUUUUUUUUUUUUUUUUAUCUUUCUAAGAUGCAUUCCGGGUGGGACACCAGUACGUAACGUGAUCACGAUGGGACAAUCCUGGUGUAUGUUUUAGUAUUCUAAUAAAAUGUGUGAUUUCUGCCAAGUGA